AUGCCUUCAAAACCAACCGUUCUUCACCUCGGUGAUCCUAUCAAAUACAACCAAGACUUCUACCACACAGAAUUCGAAUCACGUUUCCACGUCAUCCAAGCUACUGAGACCGACCGUGAAUCUUUCAUCCAAGUCCUGAAAUCAGAAAAAUAUGGCGAAUUCUCAGCCUUAUUCCGCCCUCACUUCCAAACGGGAGGAUUCAUGGGUCAAUGGGAUACCGAACUAAUUUCAUACCUCCCGCGAAGUGUCCGAAUCUUCGCGUCUGCGGGCGCAGGCUUCAACUGGGCGGAUGUGGAUACUCUAGGCCAACACAAAAUCUGGUACUCGAAUGGCGCAGGUGCCUCAGAUGAGGCUGUUUCCGACACGGCACUGUACAUGAUCUUGAGUGUCUUCAGAAACUUCACUCACUCGCAGCUGGCUGCACGAACUGCCGACCCUGAAAUCUUUACCGCGACACACAAGCUCAUUGCGACCAUCUCGCAUAACCCUCGAGGGCAUAUUUUGGGAGUUGUGGGGUUCGGGAACAUCAGCAAGAAACUCGCUUUCAAGGCAUAUAUGGCUCUGGGGAUGAAUAUUCACUAUUUUGAUAUAGUGCGCGCAGAUAGGAAAGAGGAAGAAGAACUGCAAGCAACAUAUCAUGAGACCUUAGAAGAUCUCUUAAAGGUUGCGGACUGUGUGACUCUCCAUACGCCUCUUAACAGACAUACUCAGGAUUUAAUUGAUGAGAAAGCUUUCUCGCUGAUGAAGCCCGGAAGUCGAAUUGUCAAUACAGCACGAGGCCAAGUUGUGAACGAAGAUGCGUUGAUUCAUGCUCUAGAAAGUGGUCAUAUCUCAGCUGCCGCAUUGGACGUGCAUUACAAUGAGCCUCAAGUCUCCCCGAAACUAGCAAGCAUGGAGAAUGUUACUUUGACUACACAUAUCGGCGGGGGUGCUCUGGAUACAAGGAUCAAUUUUGAGUUGAAUGCCAUGAAGAAUAUUAUUCAAGUAGUUGGGCCAAAUGGCGAGUUGAUUGGCGAGCCCCUUACUCCUGUUAAUCGCCAAGCGUUCGAAAGAUCUACAUGA
Penicillium malachiteum is the source of this 1062-nucleotide messenger RNA. RefSeq names its product D-mandelate dehydrogenase-like dehydrogenase. The record is from RefSeq and is a predicted model, not a curated record. Bases 1 to 1062 code for a protein of 353 amino acids. Gene Ontology annotation, cellular component: cytosol. Gene Ontology annotation, molecular function: NAD binding; glyoxylate reductase (NADPH) activity; hydroxypyruvate reductase [NAD(P)H] activity. The transcript has 2 exons. NCBI's taxonomy places the organism in Eukaryota, Fungi, Ascomycota, Eurotiomycetes, Eurotiales, Aspergillaceae.